Messenger RNA from Megalopta genalis, 591 nucleotides. The record is from RefSeq and is a predicted model, not a curated record. NCBI's taxonomy places the organism in Eukaryota, Metazoa, Arthropoda, Insecta, Hymenoptera, Halictidae.
AUGAUCGGGAUCAAAGCUCUCAAAUGCCUGACCGUUUUACGACUUUCUUCCAGGAAAGUAGAGGAGUGGGAGAAUUACCCAUCACAAAUGGGAUUGGAUGAUGCCAAUGGAUUUCCAUCGAUUCCGAGCAGAAUCCCUGACACCAUUGGACACACUAGGCACCAAGAUUUCAAGAACGGUCAGGCGCCGAGAGCUUUGAUCGAGAGAGACAGAACGAAUCCAGCGGGUUCUAUGGGUAAUCGGGGACCUCUGAAUGUGACCAUUGUACAGGUCGGGAAAGGAAACGGGGCUAGUGCAGAUGGCGGAAAUGAUUUACUGAGAUUGGAACCGCCGACGGACUUAAGGCCACCAACUCCGUCACCCUUAUCCGACACCAGUGCCACGCUGCAGUCCGACAAUAAUGACGCCUUUAGCGGAGGUGUCGAUCCAAGAUUGCUGUUGGGUACCGGCGGCGAUCGUAACACGUGGGAGGGCCGUUAUCACGUUAAGGAGCAUCGGCGUGCUGGAAAAGCGACCUUCCAGGGUCAAGUUUACAACUUCCUGGAGCGACCCACCGGCUGGAAGUGCUUCCUCUAUCACUUCUCUGUGUGA